AUGCACCUGAAGGUAGACCGCAGCACGCCUACCCGUCUUUUUUCGGGCGAUGAUGAUGCCGCUGCCGUGCUGGACAAGGGCCAUGGCAGCUCCAAGAGAAUCAUGGCAGCAAGGGUGCCUGCCUUAAGGGCGCGCAAGCAGCUCACUCUGAGCGACUGCGUCGACCAAUCGAUACACGAGGUGAAGUGGCCACCAUCACUUGAGCAACUGACCUUCGGUUACCAGUUCAACACGCCGAUUGACUUCAUUUCUUGGCCGCCAUCCCUGAAGGAGCUAACCUUUGGGUGCCACUUCGAUUGCGAAGUCGGCCUGGUGCAAUGGCCACCGUCUUUGGAGAGGAUCACUUUCGGCUUUAAGUUCAACCACAAAAUAGAAGGGAUCUCGUUCCCACCGUUCCUGCUCGAAGCACUCACCGGUGACCCAGACUUUUUCAAGGCGAUCGAGUGGCCAGACUCUCUCCAAGAAAUGACAUUCGGGGGCGAGUUCAACCAGCCAAUUGAGAGAGUCGCAUGGCCGGCGUCUCUGCAACGCUUGACCUUCGCAAUUUUUGGCGGAGAAUUCGACCGGCCAAUCGACAACGUCUCAUGGCCGGCGUCAUUUUGGCCGGCGUCGCUACAACGCCUGGGCUUCGGCGACGGAUUCAAUCAGCCGAUUGAUCAGGUCGUGUGGCCAUCGUCACUACAACAACUGGCACUUGGGGAUGAGUACGGUCGCGGGACUGGAUUCAACCAGCCCAUUCAUCUGGUCUCGUGGCCGGCCUCUCUGCUCCAGGUGACGUUUGGCAGAGACUUCAAGCAGGCGAUUCACGAAGUCAACUGGCCCUCAUCGCUACAGCGACUGGAGUUCAAGAGUGCCCUCCAAUGGCCGGAGGAGGGAGUCACCUUUCCGGCAUCGCUGCGACAGAUAGAGGUCCAGCGACGGCCAGAGGAGCCGCUGCCGGAAGUGCCUGGUGUUGACGUAUGCAGGUUUUGGAACAAGUACUGGGUUGACUGA
Molecule: messenger RNA, 993 nt
Organism: Ectocarpus siliculosus
Lineage: Eukaryota; Phaeophyceae; Ectocarpales; Ectocarpaceae
Source: the annotation of a GenBank genome assembly